AUGACUAGAGCAAGCUUGUCUCUUGAGACCAUCAAUGGGGCUUCAUCAAAAGCAUCCACUACUGAACCAAACUUCAGGCACCUCUACCAUGGCACCUGUAGUUCUAGUGUGGGGCACCUCAUUCCCUGGGAGCCCGGAAGCAAGAAAGCGGAUGCCAGGCAAAUCCUGGAAGGCUUGGACUUUCUCCAUACGGAGAAGAUUGUCCACAGGGAUGUGAAGGGCGCGAAUAUUCUAAUCGAUGCCGCUGGAGAUGCGAAGCUAGCAGACUUUGGCGCCUCGCAGAAUCUCGAGGCCUUGCAUACCCUCCACGGCACGACCACUACGGGCGGAGUCAAGUCCAUCCAUGGAAGCGUCUUCUGGAUGGCGCCCGAGGUCAUGAAAUACCGCGCCGGCAGAAGAUCGGACAUAUGGAGCUUGGGGUGCACAGUGAUCGAGAUGAUCACCGCCGAUGCUCCUUGGCCGAAUCUUCGGGAGCACAAGUUGCCAGUCACAGAGAUGCUUAGACACAUUGUGGACAGCGACGAGAUCCCGCCCUUGCCGGAAAAGAUCCACCCAGACUGCCGGAGCUUCCUGGAGCGGACAUUGAACCGCGACCACACCCGGCGGCCCUAUGCUGACAAGCUGCUGGGCCACCGCUUCGUGGUGGAAGGAGCCACUCCGGGCUCCACCCCAGCAGCCACUCCAGGCGGCGCAGCAGCUGGUGCCUCACCAGUCUCGGUAGCCUCGACAGUUGAACCCGUGGCCAGCCCCUGA
Messenger RNA from Symbiodinium pilosum, 753 nucleotides. The record is from the annotation of a GenBank genome assembly. NCBI's taxonomy places the organism in Eukaryota, Dinophyceae, Suessiales, Symbiodiniaceae.